GCAGCCUACACUCGAAAGUGACUAGGAGGAAGGAUACUAUACCAUGAUGCAAACAGAAAUUCCACCAGCUUCCAGAUAACAUGUGUCACGCCUCUGCCAAGCUCUGUAAGCAUUUACUUCGACUGGCCUCCACGGACUCCAGAGGAACCUGCUCCCGGCUGCUCUGCACCAGGGGAAGAUGAAUGACUGUGAGUUCAGGUUCAUCCACACGCUGGCUCAGGACUACCUGCAGCACGUCCUGCAGGUACCGCAACGUGGGUCAAGUCCCAACAAAACGUCCAAAGUGUUACAAAACGUGGCUUUCUCAGUCCAAAAAGAAGUUGAAAAGAAUCUGAAACCAUACUUGGACAAUUUUGAUGUGGUGUCUGCUGAUACUGCCAGAACAAUAUUCAAUCAAGUGAUGGAAAAGGAAUUUGAAGAUGGCAUCAUGAACUGGGGAAGGAUUGUGACCAUAUUUGCCUUCGGAGGAGUUCUGGUCAAGAAACUUCUGCGAGAGCGGAUUGCCCCUGCUGUGGAUUCCGACGAGGAGAUCUCUUACUUUGUGGCUGAGUUCAUUAUGAAUAAUGCAGGAGAAUGGAUACGGCAAAAUGGAGGCUGGGAAAAUGGCUUUGUAAAGAAGUUUGAACCUAAAUCUGGCUGGUUGACUUUUCUGGGAGUUACAGGGCAGAUCUGCGAGAUGCUGUCUCUCCUGAAGCAAUACUAUUGACCAAAAAGACACUGGCUGUUUCGAGAACUGUUGCCAACAUGUGUGACUUCUGCUUUUAAACAAACAGCUUUGAUGAUGUAACUUGACUUUACAGAGUUAAGGACACUUGGUCCUCAUUUUAAUGAAUAAAUUGUAUGUAUUUGUUCUCUCUA
Marmota flaviventris (yellow-bellied marmot) is the source of this 858-nucleotide messenger RNA. RefSeq names its product BCL2 related protein A1 (gene Bcl2a1). Lineage: Eukaryota; Metazoa; Chordata; Mammalia; Rodentia; Sciuridae. Gene Ontology annotation, cellular component: mitochondrial outer membrane. Gene Ontology annotation, biological process: intrinsic apoptotic signaling pathway in response to DNA damage; negative regulation of apoptotic process; release of cytochrome c from mitochondria. The record is from RefSeq and is a predicted model, not a curated record. Gene Ontology annotation, molecular function: channel activity; BH domain binding.